Ruditapes philippinarum (Manila clam) is the source of this 2442-nucleotide messenger RNA. Its product is annotated as neurogenic locus notch homolog protein 1-like. Gene Ontology annotation, molecular function: calcium ion binding. Lineage: Eukaryota; Metazoa; Mollusca; Bivalvia; Venerida; Veneridae. Gene Ontology annotation, biological process: cell communication. Gene Ontology annotation, cellular component: membrane. The record is from RefSeq and is a predicted model, not a curated record.
AUUGCACAGAAGGUACAUGGGGUGACAACUGUUCUAAUAAUUGUACAUGUGAUCCUGACCAUACGACAAUAUGUGACAAUGUACUCGGCUGUGUUUGUCAAACCGGAUGGAAUGGAACUAAUUGCACGGAAGAUAUAGAUGAAUGUUUAUCUAAUGUUUGUGUGGAGAAUUCUUACUGUAAUAAUUCUAUCGGGAGUUAUACAUGCACCUGUUAUAAGGGAUACAAAACAUUUAUUGAUGGUUGUAGAGAAUGUUCAACGAAUAGAUUUGGUUUUGAAUGUGAAACACCUUGUAAUUGUGUGGCAAACAAUACGAUCACACCAUCACAGUCAUGUGACCACAUCAAUGGCACGUGCUAUUGUUCACCAUUCUGGACUGGUUCGCAGUGUGAGGUAGACAUAGAUGAAUGCACAUUAAACACAGAUAACUGUACUAGGGAAAAUGAGGGAUGUCAUAAUAUAGAUGGUGGAUAUAUUUGCUCAUGUUUGGUUGGCUACAAAAGGGAUAACGUCACUAAAACAUGCGUGAAUAACACUUCCGAGACUGCACCAAAAACGCCCAGACCAGAUGAUGUCGAAGUGGUAAAUGUCGUACUAACAUUAAAUGUUGACGUGGAAGGCAAUAUAACUGUAGCUGAUACAUAUAAAAGAUACCUGGAGGAAGUUAUCAGAGCGCUUACUGCCAUUUUCAAUGAACGGUUUCCUGGUACUGGUGUACAAAUCAUUAUAAAUUCAAUAAGACUUGGCAGUGUGAUAGCAGACAUUGACAUGUUGGUAAUGAAAAAUGAUGUUUCCAAGAUAACUGUUGUUAUUGCUGAAUUAGCCUCCGGUACAACAAAUAUUACUAUGUUCGGGUCAAAUGUUCCGGUAACAGGAAUUGUGGUGGAUGGCACAAAUGUUACAAUUGGAGACAGUCUGACAGACAAAUUUCUUUGUGAUCUAUACAAGGCAUCGGAAGGUCCUUGCGAGCUUGAUUACAUGUGUGCCAUCUCAAACGGUUUACCAACAUGCGUGUUGAUAAAAGACGAAGAUAAGUUGACGUUGAUCCUUGGUCUUGGACUUGGUAUACCAAUGUUCUUACUGGUGGGAGCAGUGAUUAUACUGGGAAUGGUGCUGUAUAAGUACAAGCGCAAGAAGAGUUCCUUCCGCAGCGACUAUGACGAUCAAAGUAGUUCUGUGCUGUCUGGGAAAUUACCGAUGCGUCUCAAUACAGGUAUACCGACGGGACCAUAUCGUAAUGUCCCAGAUUUACCUCAACACAAGGGCAAUGACAAUUUGACAUCAGACUUUUCACAGUACGGCGUUCAUGGCCGACAUGGUCAAGGUCUAUCACCGUAUCACGAUGUAUCUGCCAUAUACACAAGGAAUGAGUCCCAGUUCAGUCAAGAUGGACAUAGAGAUGGACAUUUUUCCUGGAAAAACCUCCUUGAGGGUAUGCCCCCAAAAGGACAGUUCCACAUAAAAAGACCUGCAGUUGACCAAGAUCCACUUGACGUACAUCUAUAACACUAACACAUUAAUUAGUACCAUGUUAUAUAUAAUCAUUAUUAAAUAUACGGUAUUUGGUAUGGUUUCGAUUGGAAUUGGUUCAAAAGCGUAUAUUUGCAAUGGGCCAGCAGACAUUAGAAAUGCGUGACAUGGUGUGGGCGUUAUUUCGAGAAAGAAUGAGAACAGAAGUUUUUUUAACGCUUAUGACGUGGUGAAAAUGGUCCGUGACAAUUAAUUCAUAAGUGUGGACAGUUAUAAUGUAAAUAUUCAUACAGCCAAAUAUAUUUUCUUUUGCAAAUGUGUUUGUUAGAUAUGUGUAUUAUUGCUGGCAAAAGUUUUUAUAUGUAUGUGUGGGUUAACAGUAAAAAAUAGUAUAUGGAUUUUCCGAAAACUCUCGUAUAUCGUUUGCUAAAAAAAGACAGAUUACAUUGCCAACUUUUGGUCAAAAUGGCUUGGAAAUAAAAUGAUGUCGAAGAUUAUGUUUUCAUUAGAAAUGAUAUAUGUUAUCAUGAACAUUAAAUAAGUUCGCUAAGUUAAUGCCAUCAAGUAAAGAAUCUGUUUAUUUGAAUUUAGCAAAAUACGAGUAGAUAUACUUUGCUUACUUAAUGAGAACACUGUUCAUUAGUCUUUUACAGUUUGCUAUUGUAUUCAACACUUUUUUGUACCAUAUAUACUUAAAUGCUAACUGAAAAUGCACUCCAUUCGUUAAUAUUAAAAAUAUAGGGGACUUAUUAUUACCUUUACACUAAUGCUCACCAUUUGGUAUUUAUGGGAUGUGUAUUGUUUUUUGUUGUUGUUGUUGUUGUUUUUCAUCAUUUCUUGCUAUAAACAAUUGUACAUUGCCAUUGUCGUUUUACUUAUAAAUAAAAACUACGAAAUACAUGUAUAUAAAACAAUUAUCACACUCUGUGACACACGCAUAAUACAAAUUAAUUGUACAAUAAAAAUAACUAGG